AUGGAGUGGCUGAUGGUGUUAUGUCUAUUAGCUGGAGGCGUUCGGGCCGAGUUUCCAACGAAAGAAUUCCUCGAAGCCCUCAAACCUGUCGUAGCAAAAUGCGAAAUGAGCACUGGGGUGGAUAAAGCACUCGUAGAUGACUUCAGCAAAGGUACCAUGGUCGACGAUGAGAAAUUAAAGUGUUAUAUGAAAUGCAUUUUCCUGGAAUUUCAAGUGCUAGAUGAAACAACAGGCCACUUCCGAUACGAGAAGAUGCUAAGCGCGCUCCCACAAGAGAUGAAAAGCAUCGCGUACGAGAUGGGACGGAAUUGCAUCCACUUCAAGGGAGAGGGGGGCGCGAACCUGUGCCAGGUGUCCUACGACCUGCAUAGAUGCUGGCAGAAAGCAGACCCAGAGCAUUACUUCCUCAUGUGAGCGGAGUCUUCGCUCGACUAUGAAGGAUAAUCCGAACUAAUUCUUUCACUAAUACGAAUUUAUGAUCAUCCCUUGAUAUGAAAGUACAAUAAAGAAAAGCAAUAAAGCAACCACAUUCGUAA
This is a messenger RNA of Leguminivora glycinivorella, 536 nucleotides long. RefSeq names its product general odorant-binding protein 83a-like. The transcript is spliced from 6 exons. Gene Ontology annotation, biological process: sensory perception of smell. Gene Ontology annotation, molecular function: odorant binding. The coding region runs from base 1 to 414 and encodes 137 amino acids. NCBI's taxonomy places the organism in Eukaryota, Metazoa, Arthropoda, Insecta, Lepidoptera, Tortricidae. The record is from RefSeq and is a predicted model, not a curated record.